AUGGCUGCUUCACAGGUCAAGGGCUCCCAGUUGGAAAAAGUCAAACGUCUCAAGGAGUUUACCAGCCUAACUGACCGAGAGGCGAUUCAACGGUUAAAGAGUAGCAACUGGGAUGUCAAUGUCGCCCUCAAUGCAUAUUACGAUUCUGAACCUCGGUCCCAAACGAACAAUACCAACUGCAAUGUGAGCGAGAUUGAAAGCACCUUUGAUAAAUAUAGAGAUCAAGAUGAAAAGGAUAAGAUCACUAUUGAGGGUGCUAUGGAGCUCUGUCAAGACUUGGGUAUCGAGCCGACGCAGUUUGAGUUUUUGAUCAUGUCACACCAGCUAGGAUCAGAGCGGAUGGGCGAGUUCCAACGCAAACCCUUUGUACAAGGAAUGGUGCGGCUGCAAUGCAACACGAUCCAAGAGUUGAAGGAAGAAUUACCCCAGCUGAUGAAAUUGUUGGACGAUCCGGAACAGUUCCGUGCCAUCUACAAUUAUGCAUUUAUCCUUGGUCGUGAACAGGGUCAAAAGAGCCUAUCUCUCGAAGCUGCCAUUGAGCUAUGGCGACUAUUGCUCAAUAACCGCUUUACCAUGUUGGAGGAUUGGAUCACCUUUUUAGAAGAAAAGCAUGGCAAGGCCAUCUCAAAGGAUACCUGGACUUUGUUUCUUGAUUUUGCAAGUCAACCCAACAUCGACCUCAACGCGCACGAUUUGAUGGGUGCAUGGCCAAUCUUGAUCGACGAAUUCGUAGAAUACAUGCAGGAGAAGCAGUAG
Lichtheimia ornata is the source of this 756-nucleotide messenger RNA. RefSeq lists its product as uncharacterized. Gene Ontology annotation, molecular function: cullin family protein binding; ubiquitin-like protein binding; ubiquitin conjugating enzyme binding. Gene Ontology annotation, cellular component: ubiquitin ligase complex. The transcript has 8 exons. Gene Ontology annotation, biological process: positive regulation of ubiquitin-protein transferase activity; protein neddylation. NCBI's taxonomy places the organism in Eukaryota, Fungi, Mucoromycota, Mucoromycetes, Mucorales, Lichtheimiaceae. The record is from RefSeq and is a predicted model, not a curated record. Bases 1 to 756 code for a protein of 251 amino acids.